CGAUGUGCCUCCACCUCUAGAAUGAACAACCCUAUGAAAUUGGAGUGCCACAAAUUCCGACCUACUAACGUAUGAAAAGUGCAUUUAUCAGCCGCACUUUAUCAUUCCGGGCUUGUGAAAACAUAAGCGGCAGACAACUACAAUUGCUGGUACCGAUAGCCCAUAGAUCCGGAGCCGUGAGGAAGCAGCGAGACCUGCGUCUGGUAUAACCACAAAAUUUUCACUGCAUCUCAGGCUGAGCCGCCCCAAAAAUUUUCUCAAGUGCGAGGGAAUCGGAAAAUCGGGACGCAGGAAUCGGAAUUUGCAAUUCAUCUUGGUUCGGGACCGGAAACCGCGAGUGGUGUGUCUAGCGCUUAAAUAUCGUGUGUUAGAUGAAUAGAGCGCCCUGCGCUGGGAUUAUCCACGUAAACAGCUGUCGCGUUUAGAUCUCUAGCGCUAAUCUCCGCCAGAAACAGCGCGAAAAUGUCCGCGGAACGCGAGAUCCCCGCCGAGGACAGCAUCAAGGUCGUGUGCCGUUUCCGACCGCUUAACGAUAGCGAGGAGAAGGCCGGGUCUAAGUUCGUGGUCAAGUUUCCCAACAAUGUGGAGGAGAAUUGCAUCUCUAUAGCAGGCAAGGUCUACCUGUUCGACAAGGUAUUCAAGCCAAACGCAUCGCAGGAAAAGGUGUACAAUGAGGCGGCCAAGUCCAUCGUCACGGACGUCCUGGCGGGAUACAACGGCACGAUCUUCGCCUAUGGCCAGACCUCGUCUGGCAAGACGCACACGAUGGAGGGCGUGAUCGGGGACUCGGUGAAGCAGGGUAUCAUUCCUCGCAUCGUCAACGACAUCUUCAAUCACAUCUAUGCGAUGGAGGUGAACCUGGAGUUCCACAUCAAGGUUUCCUACUAUGAGAUCUACAUGGACAAGAUCCGGGACCUGCUUGAUGUCUCCAAGGUGAACCUCAGCGUGCACGAGGACAAGAACCGUGUUCCCUACGUCAAGGGAGCCACAGAGCGGUUCGUCUCCUCGCCGGAGGACGUCUUCGAGGUGAUCGAGGAGGGAAAAUCCAAUCGUCACAUUGCUGUGACAAACAUGAAUGAACACUCUUCACGUUCGCAUUCAGUAUUCCUCAUCAACGUUAAGCAGGAGAAUCUGGAGAACCAGAAGAAGCUCUCCGGCAAGCUCUACCUGGUGGAUUUGGCUGGUUCCGAAAAGGUUUCGAAGACAGGAGCUGAGGGUACGGUGCUCGACGAGGCCAAGAACAUCAACAAGUCCCUGUCGGCCCUCGGAAACGUGAUCUCGGCGCUGGCUGAUGGCAACAAAACGCACAUCCCAUAUCGUGACUCCAAGCUGACGCGUAUCCUGCAGGAGUCGUUGGGAGGCAACGCACGCACAACCAUUGUCAUCUGUUGUUCGCCGGCCAGCUUCAACGAGUCCGAAACGAAAUCCACCCUGGACUUCGGCCGUCGUGCCAAGACCGUGAAGAACGUUGUCUGCGUCAACGAGGAGCUGACCGCCGAGGAGUGGAAGCGACGCUACGAGAAGGAGAAGGAGAAGAACGCCCGACUCAAGGGCAAGGUGGAGAAGCUGGAGCUCGAACUGGCGCGCUGGCGGUCGGGAGAGACCGUCAAGGCUGAGGAACAAAUCAACAUGGAUGAUCUCAUGGACGUCAGCACGCCGAAUCUUGAUGUGGAGGCGCAACAGCAGGCGGCGGCGGCGGAGGCGGCUGCCAGCGCCGCUCAGCGCACCGCUCUGGCCAACAUGUCCGCCUCGGUAACUGCGGACGAACGCGCCCGCCUGGCCACAGAGUGCGAGAGGCUUUAUCAGCAGCUGGACGACAAGGAUGAGGAGAUCAACCAGCAGAGCCAGUACGCCGAGCAGCUGAAGGAGCAGGUCAUGGAGCAAGAAGAAUUGAUUGCUAAUGCGCGUCGGGAGUACGAGGCUCUGCAGUCGGAAAUGGCUCGCAUCCAGCAGGAGAACGAAUCAGCCAAGGAGGAGGUGAAGGAGGUGCUGCAGGCCCUCGAGGAGUUGGCCGUUAACUACGACCAGAAAUCUCAGGAAAUCGACAACAAAAACAAAGACAUCGAUUCCCUGAACGAGGAGUUGCAGCAGAAGCAGACCCUGUUCAGCACCACUUCCACGGAGCUGCAGCAACUUAAGGACAUGUCGUCGCACCAAAAGAAGCGCAUCACCGAGAUGCUGACCAACCUGCUGCGCGACCUCGGCGAGGUGGGCCAGGCAAUCGCCCCUGGCGAUUCGGCCAUCGACCUGAAGAUGAGUGCCCUGGCCGGAACGGACGCCAGCAAAGUGGAGGAGGACUUCACCAUGGCGCGCUUGUAUAUCAGCAAGAUGAAGACGGAGGCCAAGAACAUGGCGCUGCGCUGCACCAACAUGGAGUCUCAGCAGAGUGACUCAAACAAGAAGAUCUCCGAGUACGAGAAGGACCUCGGCGAGUACCGUCUGCUCAUCUCGCAGCACGAGGCACGCAUGAAGUCGCUGCAGGAGUCCAUGCGCGAGGCGGAGAACAAGAAACGCACCCUUGAGGAGCAGAUCGACUCGCUGCGCGAGGAAUGCGCCAAACUCAAGGCCGCCGAACACGUUUCUGCCGUCAAUGCGGAAGAGAAGCAACGCGCGGAGGAGCUGCGUUCCAUGUUCGACUCCCAGAUGGACGAGCUGCGCGAGGCUCACACUCGCCAGGUGUCGGAGCUGCGAGACGAGAUUGCUGCCAAGCAGCACGAAAUGGAUGAGAUGAAGGACGUUCACCAGAAGCUGGUCCUUGCCCACCAGCAGAUGACUGUCGACUACGAAAAGGUGCGCCAGGACGAGGCCGUGAAGUCAACCGAGCUGCAGAACAUGAUCCUCACCAACGAGCGUCGGGAGCAGGCGCGCAAGGACCUUAAGGGACUCGAAGACACCGUAGCCAAGGAGCUACAGACUCUGCACAAUCUGCGCAAGAUCUUCGUGCAAGACCUCCAGGCACGCAUCCGGAAAAACGUGGUCAAUGAGGAGCCUGAGGAGGAUGGCGGCUCUCUGGCUCAGAAGCAGAAGAUUUCGUUCUUGGAGAACAAUCUGGACCAGCUGACCAAGGUGCAUAAGCAGUUGGUGCGGGACAACGCCGACCUGCGCUGCGAGCUUCCCAAGCUGGAGAAGCGCCUGCGUACGACCAUGGAGCGCGUGAAGGCGCUCGAGACGGCGCUGAAGGAGGCAAAGGAAGGUGCUAUGCGGGACCGCAAGCGCUACCAGUACGAGGUGGACCGCAUCAAGGAGGCUGUGCGACAGAAGCACCUUGGCAGGCGCGGACCCCAAGCGCAGAUCGCCAAGCCGAUUCGCGCUGGCCAGGGGGCCAUCGCCAUCCGAGGAGGCGGUGCCGUUGGAGGUGCAGGAACAGCGCCGCUGGCUCCGGCUAAUGCUGUCAACUCGUAGAUCCAAUCAACCUCCAUCGCCGCCCAGUUCAGCUCCGCUUUACACUAAACUAAAUGGAUUACGUUAUACAUACUUAACAUAAAUGCCUUCGCUUAGAAAGAUGUCGAGUCCCGAUCAUAUGCCGCGCUUUAAAUAUACAUACGAGUACAUAAAAAUAAAUAUUAAUUUAAUUAAAUGAAUGUGAGGAGCCCGGAAAUAACUAAAUUUUACAAAGAAGAGAAAACGAAAUAAAAACCCCACAGAUAAGUAAGGACAUCUAAUUACGUUAAGAGUAUUUAUAAACUUUUCAAACAUAAAACUAAAUAAAAGUCGCAGACAAAUUAA
Messenger RNA from Drosophila bipectinata, 3726 nucleotides. RefSeq names its product kinesin heavy chain (gene Khc). Gene Ontology annotation, molecular function: ATP binding; microtubule binding; microtubule motor activity. The record is from RefSeq and is a predicted model, not a curated record. Gene Ontology annotation, cellular component: microtubule. Gene Ontology annotation, biological process: mitotic cell cycle; microtubule-based movement. Lineage: Eukaryota; Metazoa; Arthropoda; Insecta; Diptera; Drosophilidae.